Messenger RNA from Haemorhous mexicanus (house finch), 6326 nucleotides. RefSeq names its product EPH receptor B3 (gene EPHB3). Gene Ontology annotation, molecular function: protein binding; transmembrane-ephrin receptor activity; ATP binding. Lineage: Eukaryota; Metazoa; Chordata; Aves; Passeriformes; Fringillidae. The record is from RefSeq and is a predicted model, not a curated record. The transcript is spliced from 16 exons. Gene Ontology annotation, biological process: cell surface receptor protein tyrosine kinase signaling pathway; axon guidance; protein phosphorylation. The coding region runs from base 510 to 3425 and encodes 971 amino acids. Gene Ontology annotation, cellular component: neuron projection; plasma membrane.
AUCUUGAAAGAAUUUUGAUAAUUCCCCCCCUUUUCUGGCUCAGCCAUCGCUGCCGCGCACGUCUGCCGCUCAACAGCGCGAGACGGGCUCUCUGGGCCUCUUAAGGGGGGAGUUCAAACGUUUUUGCUGGCCUCAGACCAUGCAUGCCGCAUUCCUGAGCCUCAGCACCGGGAGAGAGAGGUCCCCGGCUCCAGAUGGGUCCUUGCCAGGGCUUCAAACACCUAGUGAACUGCUGGGACUCUGUAGAGGUGGUGGGAUGGCUGCUGGUAGGGGACUGCUCGUCUUUGCAGCUCAGGGUGUGCUUGGGAGGAGACGCGCAGGGCACGGAGGAGGCAGCCAGAAUGAUGCUCACUGCCCUGUCCAAGGAAUAAGAAUCUUUCCCUGUCCUGGGAUCCACUCUGCCAUGGAACUUCUGCUUCUAUGUGGAGUCAAGCCUGGCUGGCUGCAGUUGCUGAGCAUAGUGAGGCUCCUGCUUCAUGCCUUGAUUUUGCCCAGCUGAAGAGACCCUGAUGGACACAAAGUGGGUGACCUCUGAGUUGGCAUGGACAACUCAUCCGGAGACAGGGUGGGAAGAAGUCAGUGGUUAUGAUGAGGCCAUGAACCCUAUCCGCACGUACCAGGUCUGCAACGUACGGGAGGCCAACCAGAACAACUGGCUUCGUACCAAAUUCAUCCAGCGCCAGGAUGUCCAGCGCGUCUAUGUGGAGCUGAAGUUCACUGUGCGGGACUGCAACAGCAUCCCCAACAUCCCUGGCUCCUGCAAAGAGACCUUCAACCUCUUCUAUUACGAGUCAGAUACGGAUUCUGCCUCUGCAAACAGCCCUUUCUGGAUGGAGAACCCCUAUAUCAAAGUGGAUACAAUUGCCCCAGAUGAGAGCUUCUCCAAGCUGGAGUCUGGCCGCGUGAACACCAAGGUGCGCAGCUUUGGCCCUCUCUCCAAGAAUGGUUUUUAUCUUGCCUUCCAAGACCUGGGAGCCUGCAUGUCCCUCAUCUCUGUCCGGGCUUUCUACAAGAAAUGCUCCAACACCAUUGCUGGCUUUGCUAUCUUCCCGGAGACUUUAACGGGGGCCGAGCCCACUUCCCUGGUCAUCGCCCCGGGCACCUGCAUCCCCAAUGCAGUGGAGGUGUCUGUGCCCCUCAAGCUGUACUGCAACGGCGACGGCGAGUGGAUGGUACCCGUGGGAGCAUGUACAUGUGCUGCUGGAUAUGAGCCCACCAUGAAGGAUACCCAGUGCCAAGCGUGCGGUCCAGGAACCUUCAAAUCUAAACAGGGGGAAGGUCCCUGCUCUCCCUGCCCUCCCAAUAGCCGGACCACCUCUGGAGCAGCAAUGGUCUGCACUUGUCGAAACGGCUUUUUCCGGGCCGACACGGACCCUGCAGACAGCGCCUGCACCAGUGUCCCCUCAGCUCCCCGCAAUGUCAUCUCUAACGUGAACGAGACGUCACUGGUGCUGGAGUGGAGCGAGCCGCAGGACACGGGCGGGAGGGAUGACCUGCUCUACAACGUCAUCUGCAAGAAAUGCAGCGUGGAGCGGCGCCUGUGCACCCGCUGCGACGACAACGUGGAGUUCGUGCCGCGCCAGCUUGGCCUCACUGAGCGACGCAUCUACAUCAGCAACCUGAUGGCCCACACCCAGUACACUUUCGAGAUCCAGGCCGUGAAUGGCAUCUCCAACAAGAGUCCCUACCCUCCCCAUUUUGCCUCUGUCAACAUCACCACCAACCAGGCAGCCCCAUCUGCUGUACCGACAAUGCACCUGCACAGCAGCACCGGGAACAGCAUGACGCUGUCAUGGACUCCCCCAGAGAGACCCAACGGCAUCAUUCUGGACUAUGAGAUCAAGUAUUCAGAGAAGCAAGGCCAGAGUGAUGGCAUCGCCAACACAGUCACCAGCCAGAAGAACUCGGUGCGGCUGGACGGGCUGAAGGCCAAUGCUCGGUACAUGGUGCAGGUGCGGGCACGCACCGUGGCGGGAUACGGCCGCUACAGCCUCCCCACGGAAUUCCAGACGACUGCGGAGGGCGGUUCCACCAGCAAGACUUUCCAGGAGCUGCCUCUGAUCGUGGGUUCGGCCACUGCAGGGCUGGUGUUCGUCAUCGUGGUGGUGGUGAUUGCUAUCGUCUGCUUCAGGAAAGGGAUGGUUACUGAACACCUCCUCUCGUCUCCUUUGGGCAGGAAGCAGCGCAACAACACCGACCCUGAGUACACAGAGAAGCUGCAGCAAUAUGUUACCCCUGGGAUGAAGGUGUACAUUGACCCUUUCACCUACGAGGACCCAAACGAAGCUGUCCGGGAAUUCGCCAAAGAGAUUGACAUCUCCUGUGUGAAAAUUGAGGAGGUCAUUGGAGCAGGAGAGUUUGGUGAGGUGUGCCGUGGGCGCCUGAAGCUGCCUGGCCGCCGCGAGAUCUUCGUGGCCAUCAAGACACUGAAGGUGGGCUACACGGAGCGGCAGCGGCGGGACUUCCUGAGUGAGGCCAGCAUCAUGGGCCAGUUCGACCACCCCAACAUCAUCCACCUGGAGGGGGUGGUGACCAAGAGCCGCCCCGUCAUGAUCAUCACGGAAUUCAUGGAGAACUGUGCGCUUGACUCCUUCCUCCGGUUGAAUGAUGGGCAGUUCACAGUCAUCCAGCUGGUGGGAAUGAUGCGAGGCAUCGCCGCUGGCAUGAAGUACCUUUCAGAGAUGAACUAUGUGCAUCGGGAUCUGGCUGCCCGCAACAUUCUGGUCAACAGCAACUUGGUCUGCAAAGUGUCUGACUUUGGGCUCUCUCGCUUUCUGGAGGAUGACCCAGCUGACCCCACCUACACCAGCUCCCUGGGAGGCAAGAUCCCAAUCAGAUGGACAGCUCCUGAGGCCAUCGCCUACCGCAAAUUCACUUCAGCCAGCGAUGUGUGGAGCUACGGCAUUGUCAUGUGGGAAGUGAUGUCCUACGGGGAGCGACCUUACUGGGACAUGUCCAACCAGGAUGUGAUCAAUGCUGUGGAGCAGGAUUACCGCCUGCCACCCCCCAUGGACUGCCCCACUGCACUGCACCAGUUGAUGCUGGACUGCUGGGUGCGGGACCGCAACCUGAGGCCCAAAUUUGCACAGAUUGUCAACACGCUGGACAAGCUCAUCCGCAAUGCUGCCAGCCUGAAGGUCAUCGCCAGCGUCCAGUCUGGCAUCUCCCAACCGCUCUUGGACCGCACUGUCCCAGAUUACACCACCUUCACCACCGUGGGAGACUGGCUGGAUGCCAUCAAAAUGGGACGGUACAAGGAGAACUUCGUCAAUGCUGGGUUUGCCUCCUUUGACCUGGUGGCACAGAUGACUGCGGAGGACCUGCUGAGGAUAGGGGUGACGCUAGCAGGGCACCAGAAGAAGAUCCUGAGCAGCAUUCAGGACAUGAGGCUGCAGAUGAACCAGACGCUCCCAGUGCAGGUUUGACCACAGGGGACUCUGCAUUGGAACGGACCAAGGGAACCUGCCAUAAAGGUUCAGUUUGUGGUGCAGCCCAGCUUCCUGUUUUCCCCUCCACACGGCGCUCCUCUGCCUCGGACGGUCGCCUGGGACGGGAUGGGACGGGACGCCCUUUCCUGGAUCAAAGGCACUCAUGCUGAAGGAGCCCAGCUUUUCGUCCCUUGUCCUGGAAUGGCGAGGCAGCAACACAUCUUCAUAUUGAAGAUGGAUUAUGGGACAGAGAUGGCACAUCCCACUUCCCACCCUGUCUUGGUGCUCAUCGGUUUGAAGAGUUGUUCUGCUUCUUGGAUUUCUUUUCACCCUGUUUUCCCCCAAAUCCUCACUUCCCUCACCUCCCUGAGGCCACAGACUGUUGACCCGUCCGCCGAGUCUGUCAGACAUGUCCAAAGCCUUCCCUAACUCUGUUCCCCACAUGGAAGCAGCCGGGGGAGGCCGAGCCAGCGACAGGGCUGGGGCCACCAGCCCCAGACAAUCACUCCUCUUCUCCAGCCCUGGCAAGCCCUCCGCCCAAGGGUCUGCACUGGAACGUGUCCGAAGGGAAGGCUUUGCUCCCUUUCUUGGCUUUGCACGCCAGAACCCGAACCCGAUUUACUAUGCAGGGAGUUAGGCAAAAAAAAAAAAAAAGCAUAAGAAAAAAGAAAAAAAAAGAGAUAUAUUAAAAAAAGAUAAGAGGGAGCAGAAAGGGGAGGGAGGGGGACCGGGUGCCCGGCUCCUCAUCUCUUACCCUCUUGGUUCUCCUGGCCGGCUCUGGACUGCAGAGCGAGGCCAUCAGCACGUUUGCACAGGGACCCUCCGCCCCCGGACUGACGGCAGCCGCGCUCCCCCGAGGGCCGGAGAGCGGGGCUGGGGCGGGGGCUGCGCCGGGGGCCGCGGCUCCCCCCGCCUCCUCUUUUAUGCAGAAGGAGCAGGUGCCGCCGGCGCGGCCGCCCGCUCCUGACACACGCUGUGAUUGCUGCCAAAAGACUCACUCACCUUUCCCUGAGGAUUCACUGCAGCCCGGUUCCUCCGAGCCGAGGGAGAGACUCCCAGCGUGCCUGAGUGUGCGUGAGUGUGUGCAUGCGUGCGUGGGUGUGUGCUGGCCGCAGGACUGUGGGAGGCAAUGGGCAGAAUAAAGGCAAUAAGAAUUUUACCCGAGUUUCCUUUGCUCGAUCGCGCUCUCAUUGGAUGGGCCCGGCUGCCUGCAGCUUCGCUGCCCACCAGGGUCAUCCUCCUCCUCCUCCUGGCCAACCCCAAGCUGGCUGUGUGCCCCUUUCUGCUCUCCUCUUCUCUUGCUGUCAUGUUUUCAGGUUGCCUGACAGGGACCAGGCAGUGAUCCUGUACCAACCCUGUGGUGCUGGGAGACCCAGCACACUCCCCAUGAGGCACACUGAGGGUGAAGACUCUGAGUCCCAGGUCAAAGCCAGUCAGGAAACUAAUGUACUAGAAAUACUCAGCCUUUUUUUCCCCUGUACCCUCCUCAAGUCAAGCUGGAAUUGUGGGAAGCAAACAGGGAAUGUGAAAGCCAAGCAGGGAACAGCCGUGCACACUGCUCAUCCAAUGCCAGAGGGUCCCCACAGCUCCGGGGCUUCUCCAUAGGGCACUGCUGCUCCCCUGCCUCCCUCUGGGCAGUCUGCCCUCAGCAGGAGGGUCGCAGCAGCCCCUGGCACCCCUGGAUUACUGGCCUCACUCCUCUACAGAAUGGCUCUUGAGCGGGGGGAGCUCACCAGGGUGAUCAGACCAGCUGCAGGUGGCAAGGUAACCCCCUGGGAGAGCAAUCUGGGGGGGCCAUGUCCUCAGUCUAGGGGAGAUUUGUCCACAGUAGCCAAGUGGACCCCCAGUUGCUCAUCCUGGGUUUCUCAGGUCCCCCUCGGCUGCACUACCUUGCUAACUGGCUUUUGGGGUGCUUUGCUGGCAGUCCAGAGGGGCAAGUGGUCUCUCCCCAAGAUGAGGGGGUGCACCCCUAUGCUCCCCAGUGCUUGUCCCUGAUCCCCUCCUCCCUGGGCUGACAAGGCAGGUGCUGUUUUUUCCCUUCCCUUGGAACAGGCCUGCCCUUGGGUUUCUCAUUAACCCUGUCCUCCUCCACAGGGUAAACAAGUCCAGGAGGGCAGGUGGCAGCAGGUCUUGCAGCAGGAAUGGUCUCCCCACAUCCCACCGUGUCCUCUGUGAGAUGUACCUCAGAUGUUGGCUGACAGGGACACCACAGCCCCAUUUUGCUGGGGUUUCCCAUCCUGGCUUGCUCCCUACCCUGGCUGCUCCCCAGCCCCAUCGUGGUGGGACCCCAAACAGCAGCACUGGGUAGACCUCACCCCUCUCCCAGAUCAGGAGAAGAAACCUGGCAUUGAGAGGCUUUUAAGAGCAAGUGGCUGAAGAGAUAUGAGAGCCUGUUUGAAGCUUGCAAACCACCCACAGCCCCCCGCUGCAGAAGCACAAUGGGGCACAGGGGCCGCCCCUGCCUCCUUUGCCACCCAGCCCCUGCUGCUGCUGCUGCAUAAUUUGGGGUCCCACCAGCCCUGGUGCAUCUCAAACAUCCCCAUCUCAGUCCUCCAUCCUGGCCUGGCUUUGCUUUGAGGAGGGGUUGUUCUCAUUUUAAACAAACCCCUUCUCCCACCCUUCUCUAUGCACACCCUGCUCCCAUGGGGCAGGACACACCAUCCCUGCAGCCAGCCCCGGGUCUCACCCCAGCCACAGGGGUGCACCCAGCAGCUCUCCACAUCCUGUACCUGCCUCCUCCCUUUCCAUACAGAUCUGGGGGAAAGCUGUGUUCCAUGGUGAAAGAAAAGCAACAGCGAAAAACAGCAGCCAGGGAAAUCAAUGCGAGCGUGCGUUUGUAAAAAUAUUUUUUAACGGAAAGACUUUUUUUCAAUUAAAUUAUUUAAGGAAUUUUAUGGA